This is a messenger RNA of Trematomus bernacchii (emerald rockcod), 3115 nucleotides long. It is a transcript of the gene slc5a10, whose product is annotated as solute carrier family 5 member 10. Lineage: Eukaryota; Metazoa; Chordata; Actinopteri; Perciformes; Nototheniidae. Gene Ontology annotation, molecular function: D-glucose:sodium symporter activity. Gene Ontology annotation, cellular component: plasma membrane. The record is from RefSeq and is a predicted model, not a curated record. Bases 415 to 1971 code for a protein of 518 amino acids. Gene Ontology annotation, biological process: transmembrane transport. The transcript has 12 exons.
AAAAGCUUUUUUAUUUAGUUACUUGAACAUUUCCAGACCAAGACAUACAUUUCGUUGUGUUUUAACUUCCUUCAAAGGCUGUUGCAGGCAGCCUUCUGCAGGGGGCAGCAGCAGUACACCUUCAAUAUUACACUUUGUUAGGUGGUGUAUUGAGCAUGAGGCAGCAGUCAGUCUUCAGCAACAGUUCACAGGCUUGCACAUGCAGAGCUUGGCUUGCACAUGCAGAAAAUAAAAGGUUUUUUGUUAGUUUCAUCAAAGAGAUUUUUAUCUCCUUUAGCUAUUGUUUGGGACAUUCUGGUGAAACCUCUGUGUCCUCUUUCUGAUUCCUUUCAUUCUUUCUUCUAGGCCACCUAUGUGCUGCUGGCUCUGGCCUGGGUGUUUGUGCCUGUCUACAUCUCCUCAGGGAUCGUGACAAUGCCGGAGUACCUUGGCCGUCGCUUUGGAGGAGAGCGAAUCAGAACCUACCUGGCUGUCCUCUCACUGCUGUUGUCUGUCUUCACAAAAAUAUCAACUGACCUGUACUCUGGAGCCUUGUUUGUCCAGGUGUGUCUGGGAUGGAACCUCUACCUGUCCACAGUCCUCAUGCUGGUGGUCACUGCUCUAUACACUAUAGCAGGUGGUCUUGCGGCUGUCAUCUACACCGACACUCUACAGACAUUCAUCAUGAUAAUAGGAGCUAUCAUCUUAACAGUCACUGCCUUUCAAAAGAUUGGAGGCUACAGCAACCUGGAGCGUAUGUACAGCAUGGCCAUUCCCAGUAAGAUCAUUCCCAACAGUACCUGCCACCUGCCACGUGAAGACGCCAUGCACCUGUUCAGAGACGCCGUCACCGGAGACCUGCCCUGGCCCGGCAUGACUCUGGGGCUCACCAUACUGGCCACCUGGUACUGGUGCACUGACCAGGUGAUUGUACAACGCUCCCUGUCUGCUAAGAAUAUAAGUCACGUGAAAGGAGCUUCGAUCCUGGCUGCCUAUCUGAAGCUGCUGCCCUUCAUCCUCAUCAUCCUCCCUGGCAUGAUCAGCCGAGCUCUCUAUCCAGACACUGUAGGAUGUGUGGAUCCAGAAGAGUGUGUGAGAGUGUGUGGAGCGGAGGUGGGAUGCUCCAACAUCGCCUUUCCCAAACUGGUCAUUGAACUCAUGCCAAGCGGCUUGCGUGGACUUAUGAUAGCGGUGAUGAUGGCAGCUCUGAUGUCAUCACUGACCUCCAUCUUUAACAGCAGCUCUACACUCUUCACCAUGGACAUCUGGAAGAAGUAUCGCUCACGAGCCUCGGAGAGAGAGCUGCUACUGGUCGGAAGGAUUUCGACUGUGAUCUUGGUGGUGGUGAGUGUGGUGUGGAUCCCCAUCCUUCAGUCGGCCAACAGUGGCCAACUGUACGUGUACAUCCAGUCGGUGACAAGCUACCUCGCUCCGCCCGUCACUGCUGUCUUCACCCUGGCUGUCUUCUGGAAGAGGACCAACGAGCAGGGUGCGUUCUGGGGCCUGAUGGUGGGCUUGGUGGUAGGUGUGUGUAGGAUGGUGUUGGAGUUUGCUUUCCCGCCUCCCAGAUGUGGCGUUGUGGACUCGGCACCUGAUGUUCUGCGCAGCGUCCACUACCUCCAUUUUGCCAUCCUGCUCUGUGGGCUCACUGCUAUUGUGGUGACUGUAGUUUCCCUGCUCACCCCCCCGCCCAGCCCUGAACAGUUGCUUAACCUGACCUGGUGGACUUUGACUGAAGAGCCACAGAGAGAAAUUCCUCUGCAGAAAGUGUCCUCUGUCAGCCACCGUAGCUCCCAGGGCUCUGAGCCAACCCGGCGGGUGACAUGCGGUCAGGGCACAGGGUUGUGUAUCGCAGCAGCGCGGCGAUCAGAGGAGACUCCAACUCCCAGAGUUCAGAGCGUCAGAGAGAGUGUGUUCUGGUCCAGGUUCUGCGGUGUCAAUGCAAUCCUGGUUGUCAGCAUUAACAUUUUUCUCUAUGCAUACUUUGCCUGAGUCGAGGAUCAUAUUUCACAUCCUGUCUCACCCUGUCGCUGAACUCCUGACAACAUCAACUCCAGAUCCAAGAAGGUGGGGAAACAAACUGUGGUUUCUGUACUAAUUUUACAUGAAUCCAACAUAAAUCCUCUACAUGUAGCCUCAGUUGUUCUCAUUUCAAACUAAACUAAAAAAACACUAAGAGAACACCUGUAACCAAAUGUAUUAUUUUGAUUAUAAAAAAUGUUGAGAUUUAAAGAAAAAUCUAAGUAACACUUUAAUUCAUUAAUUCAUAGUACUCUUGUUUGAAGAUUUUAAUCCUUUUAGUACUAUAGUUUAUUGUUUUGUUUAUAAAACUUGUCUCUCCUAUUUUGUAUAACAUAGUUUCAAAGUGUUAAAAGGGUAUUGUACAAAUUACAAUGAAGCUCGUGGCUUGAAACAAGCUAACAUCAAUCUGCAGUUUAUAAAUGAUGACAUAUUAACAUAAGGGCAUUACACACCAUAUAUUUAUAGCUUAUAGAAAAUUAGAAUACACAUAUUUGUGUUUUUAUGUUUAACGUGGAAAUCUAUUUGCUUAAUUUUACUUACAAUGUUAUGUUUAUGUCCUUAUGUCUGUCAAGCAGGGUUUUGUGAACUUUAAGUUACUGUUUUAGUUUUCUUUCAUGCUAUUUGGCUUGUUUGUGAAUAUAUAUCAGAAUUUCUCAACCUUUUCUGGUCCCAAAAAUUGCCCAGCUUUUAGUAUUUUAAAUGAAAAUAUACACACUUGUGUUUUGAAUGAAAUAGUGCAUUAGAGCAUCUACAUUUUAUGGAGAUAAUGUGAAAUAAAGGUUUUACAGAUAGGUUCAGGGUUGUUGUGUUUUCCAGACAUUUUACAGUUUAUCAGUAAUACAAUGUGCCUCCUGUUUUUGUUUAACAGCAGACUCCCUCAACGGACAUUAAACCCAAGGUUGAGAAACUCUUUUAUAACAUUUAUGUUAGGUGCGUUUAGAUAUCUUUUUUUAUUUUAGUCAAAAGACAGAAUAUCAUGACAACCUGUCAACCAGAUGUUUUUCUCUUGUGAUAUCCCAAAUAAAUUAUAAGAUAUGUGCAUUAAAGUUACAAUUGUUGGUCCAGAAAUAAAUGCAGGUUAGAGUAUUUAUAAUCAGAUAAUAUCACUCUUUAU